GCCAGGAAGUGGUUUUCGGUUUUGUUGACAGUAAUGAUGGAGGAGGAAGAAUUUGAAUUAGCUGAAGAUUUAGAAGCUAUUUUGCACCUUACGCCUGAAGUGCAACUUGCGAUCGAGCAGGUUUUUCCCAGCCAGGACCCACUGGAUAGAGCAGACUUCAAUGCAGUGGAAUACAUCAAUACACUGUUCCCCACGGAGCAGUCUUUAGCUAACAUUGAUGAUGUUGUCAACAAGAUACGCCUCAAAAUUAGACGCUUGGACGACAACAUCAGGACAGUGGUCAGAGGACAAACCAAUGUCGGCCAGGAUGGCAGACAGGCAUUGGAGGAGGCACAGAUAGCCAUUCAGCAGCUUUUUGGCAAAAUCAAAGACAUCAAAGACAAGGCAGAGAAGUCUGAACAAAUGGUCAAAGAGAUAACAAGAGACAUUAAGCAGCUGGACCAUGCCAAGCGGCACCUCACCACAUCCAUCACCACGCUCAAUCACCUGCACAUGUUGGCAGGGGGCGUGGACUCUUUAGAAGCAAUGACCAGAAAGAGGCAGUAUGGAGAGGUGGCCAAUCUGCUACAGGGAGUGGUGAAUGUGCUCGAACAUUUCCAAAAAUACAUGGGAAUUCCACAGAUCAGACAGCUGUCAGAAAGAGUAAAAGCAGCACAAAGUGAACUGGGAACACAGAUACUGGCUGAUUUUGAGGAAGCAUUUCCCUCCCAAGGCUCCAAGAGACCAGGAGGACCCAGUAAUGUCCUCCGGGAUGCCUGUCUGGUGGCUAAUGUUUUAGACCCACGCAUCAAACAGGAAAUCAUUAAAAAGUUCAUCCGACAGCACCUAUCUGAGUACCUAGUUCUUUUUCAGGAAAACCAAGAUGUUGCCUGGCUCGACAAGAUUGAUCGGCGUUAUGCUUGGAUCAAGCGGCAGCUUGUAGAUUAUGAAGAAAAAUAUGGUCGUAUGUUUCCUGAAGAGUGGUGUAUGACUGAACGUAUAGCUGUAGAGUUUUGCCAUAUCACGCGAGUGGAGCUGGCCAAAGUUAUGAGAACUCGAGCAAAGGAAAUUGAAGUGAAACUACUGCUUUUUGCCAUUCAGAGGACUACAAACUUUGAGGGUCUGCUGGCCAAACGCUUCACAGGAUGCACAUUGACUGAUACUACACCUGGGCAGAAAAGACCAGAGAGCCCUCUUGACCCCACUAACCCUUUCCUAGAAGAUGAGCCUGGUGAAGAUGUGGGCGGAGAGAAGGAUGAUGAUCUUUCUAGGCCCAGGAAGCCUAAAGCACCAGACAAUCCUUUCCAUGGCAUUGUGUCCAAGUGCUUUGAGCCUCACCUCUAUGUCUACAUAGAGUCUCAAGACAAGAAUCUGGGUGAACUUAUCGACCGUUUUGUAGCUGACUUCCGAGCACAGGGCCCACCCAAAGCGGGGACAGAGGAAGGUGGAGCAGUGUUGCCCAGCUGUGCUGACCUCUUUGUCUAUUACAAGAAAUGCAUGGUUCAGUGCUCCCAGCUCAGCACCGGGGAGCCUAUGAUCGCCUUAACAACCAUCUUUCAAAAAUAUUUAAGAGAAUAUGCUUGGAAAAUUUUGUCAGGCAACCUGCCUAAGUCCAAUAGCAACAGUGGGGGUCUGACUAUCACCAGUCUGCUGAAAGAGAAGGAAGGGUCAGAGACGGCAAAAUUCACUGUAGAUGAGCUCUGUCUAAUUUGUAGCAUCCUUAGUACAGCAGAGUACUGCUUGGCCACAACACAACAGCUAGAGGAGAAACUCAAGGAGAAGGUAGACAAACCCCUUGUGGAGAGGAUUAAUUUGACUGGGGAAAUGGACACAUUUAGCACUGUCAUCUCAAACAGUAUUCAACUACUGGUCCAAGAUCUUGAUGCUGCAUGCGACCCUGCACUCACUGCUAUGAGCAAAAUGCCAUGGCAAAGUGUGGAGCAUGUAGGAGACCAGAGCCCUUAUGUAACGUCCAUCAUCAUGCACAUUAAACAGAAUGUGCCCAUCAUCAGAGACAACCUUGCGUCCACUCGCAAGUAUUUCACUCAAUUCUGCAUCAAAUUUACCAACUCUUUCAUUCCCAAAUUCAUCAAUCACCUCUUUAGAUGUAAGCCUAUCAGCAUGGUCGGAGCUGAACAGCUCCUUCUGGACACCCACUCAUUGAAGACGGUGCUGUUAGAUCUUCCUUCCAUAGGGUCACAGGUGCUCCGUAAGGCCCCUGCCAGUUACACAAAGAUAGUGGUGAAAGGAAUGACAAGAGCCGAGAUGAUCCUUAAGGUGGUGAUGGCACCACAUGAACCCCCAGUGGUGUUUGUGGAUAACUACAUCAAGCUGUUGGCUGAUGGGAACCCCGAAACAUUCCAGAAGAUCUUGGACAUGAAGGGUUUGAAGCGUAGUGAGCAGAGCAGUAUGCUGGAGCUGUUCAGACAGAGACUCCCCACACCUCCUUCAGGGGCAGACACAGGGCCCUCACUGUCCUUCAGCACCCCCACCCCAGAGCAAGAGUCUUCUCGCAUCCGCCGACUGGAGAAACUCAUCAAGAAAAGACUGUGACCACACACUGCAGCUGUAAUUCAAGUGUUCACCCCAAAUACUAUUAUUUUCCAUGCUCUGUAAAAGAUAAAAA
This is a messenger RNA of Periophthalmus magnuspinnatus, 2605 nucleotides long. RefSeq names its product VPS53 subunit of GARP complex (gene vps53). NCBI's taxonomy places the organism in Eukaryota, Metazoa, Chordata, Actinopteri, Gobiiformes, Gobiidae. The record is from RefSeq and is a predicted model, not a curated record. Gene Ontology annotation, biological process: retrograde transport, endosome to Golgi. Bases 34 to 2532 code for a protein of 832 amino acids. Gene Ontology annotation, cellular component: GARP complex. The transcript is spliced from 22 exons.